This is a messenger RNA of Ochotona princeps (American pika), 3041 nucleotides long. It is a transcript of the gene SMARCAL1, whose product is annotated as SWI/SNF related, matrix associated, actin dependent regulator of chromatin, subfamily a like 1. Gene Ontology annotation, biological process: DNA repair; replication fork processing. The record is from RefSeq and is a predicted model, not a curated record. The transcript is spliced from 18 exons. NCBI's taxonomy places the organism in Eukaryota, Metazoa, Chordata, Mammalia, Lagomorpha, Ochotonidae. The coding region runs from base 221 to 2980 and encodes 919 amino acids. Gene Ontology annotation, cellular component: nuclear replication fork. Gene Ontology annotation, molecular function: ATP-dependent chromatin remodeler activity; ATP binding.
CCUAGCUGGCGGAGGCAGCGCGGCUCACGGGACCCGAACCGGGAUCGGCCUGGGGGAGCCAGCUGGAGGGCUUCCAGGGGCUCAGCCUUCCCUAGCGGCCCUCCCUGCAGGGUCUCCGAGGGGCAGGUUGAGCAGAGGCUGUUUGGCAAGCAUCAUGCCAUGCUUUUGCCCACUUUCCAGGUAAAGGUUGAGGUUUCUGCGUAAGAACUUCCUUGUUACAAUGUCUCUGCCCCUUACAGAGGAGCAGAGGAAGAAAAUUGAAGAGAAUCGGCAGAAGGCACUGGCUCGCAGAGCUGAGAAGCUGUCGGGGGAACAACCCCAGAGCUCCUCCAUAGCUGCCUGCCAGUCCCCGGCCAAGCAGGGCCCUUCCCAGCAUCCCCCACAGAAGCCUUCAAGGCCGCUGAGCCAUGGGGUCUUUUCCAAGCAACAGAACUUCAGUGGUCCUAGCAGUGACCAAAGACCUCAGAAUUCCCACUAUUCUCAUCUCAGCACACCCAAGCCAUCACAGGCGACAGAGAAGAGGCAAGAAGAGGUCUCAACAGCCUGCCACAGCACCCCAAAUCCGGUGACCCACACUGGGAUCUCCCCUCCCUUGGCACAAAGUUCUCUGAAGGUCCAGUCAACUCCCUUUGCUGAUACAACUCAUGAGACCUUGACCAACACAGGAAGUUUUCCGAAAGCUCCAGGUUCUUCUUCCGGACAACCUCCCCAGGAUCUUGGAUUGGAGAGCAGUGCAGUGAUACCAUCCACGUCUUCCUCCUCCUCCUCACAGAAUCUUUGCAGUACCCCUUGUGGGUCAGGGACUAUGGCCCACAGGACAGAAAGACUGCCACAGACCUCAGGGACUCCAGUGCCAAAAGCAGUCAGCUCCCAGCAGGGGAUUUGUGUGAGGAGCGGAGAUCGGUUCCAGGUGAAGAUUGGCUACAAUGCAGAACUCAUUGCAGUGUUCAAGAGCCUGCCCAGCAGAAGUUACGACCCUGCCAGCAAGACGUGGAGCUUCAGCAUGUCCGACUACGGUGCCCUGAUGAAAGCAGCCGGGCGCCUCCCUGCCGUCACCCUGCAGCCCCUGGAGGGGGCCGAGGGCAGCAGCACACAGACCAGCCUGCCCUCCGCCCCGUCACUCGCCUUCGUCAAGGGGCGAUGCAUGCUCAUCUCCCGCGCCCGCUUCGAGGCCGACAUUGGCUACUCCGAGGAGCUGAUCACCCUGUUUAAGCAGAUGGAGUCCAGAAUUUAUGAUGUCAAGACCAGGAAGUGGAACUUUCUCUUGGAAGAGCACAAUAAGCUAAUUGAAAGGGUGCGCUGCCUCCCGCAGGUCCAGCUGGAUCCGCUGCCCAAGACUGUGGUCCUGGCUUUCGCCUCGCAGCUGGAGAAGACAUCACUCCACCCCACGCCGGAAGUCCCCGAGGCUGACCUUUCCGGAGUGGACCCCAAGCUCGUGUCUAACCUGAUGCCCUUUCAGAGAGCAGCAGUCAAUUUUGCCAUAGCCAAGAGAGGCCGCCUGCUGUUGGCCGACGACAUGGGCCUAGGCAAGACCAUCCAAGCCAUCUGCAUUGCUGCCUUUUACCGGAAGGAGUGGCCACUGCUGGUGGUGGUGCCAUCCUCCGUGCGCUUCACCUGGGAGCAGGCCUUCUUGCGGUGGCUGCCAUCUCUGAGCCCAGACAAGGUCAACGUUGUGGUGACCGGGAAGGAUUGUCUGACAGCCGGCUUGGUCAACAUUGUCAGUUUUGACCUUCUCAGCAGGUUGGACAAACAGCUGAAAACUGCCUCCUUUAAAGUCAUUAUCAUUGAUGAAUCUCACUUCCUCAAGAAUAGUAAGACGGCCCGCUGCCGCGCAGCCAUGCCCCUCCUGAAGGUGGCCAAGAGGGUGAUCCUACUGUCGGGCACACCAGCCAUGUCCCGGCCAGCAGAACUCUACACGCAGAUAAUCGCGGUCAAGCCGACUUUCUUCCCUCAGUUUCAUGCCUUCGGACUUCGCUAUUGUGACGCCAAGCGGCUGCCAUGGGGCUGGGAUUACUCCGGCUCCUCCAACCUAGGAGAGCUGAAGCUGCUGCUGGAAGAGGCCAUCAUGCUGCGGCGCCUCAAGGCCGACGUCCUGUCCCAGCUCCCCGCCAAGCAGCGCAAGAUGGUGCUGGUUGUCCCGGGACGGAUCAACGCCAAGGCCAAGGCUGCCCUGGAUGCUGCAGCCCAAGAAAUGACCACCAGGAACAAAACUAAGCGGGAGCAGAAAGAGGCCCUCAUUCUCUUCUUCAACAGAACAGCUGAAGCUAAAAUCCCUUCCGUCAUCGAGUACAUCCUGGACCUUCUGGAAAGUGGAAGAGAGAAGUUCCUGGUGUUUGCCCACCAUAAGGUGGUUCUGGAUGCGAUUACCAAAGAGCUGGAGAGGAAGCACGUGCAGCACAUUCGCAUCGAUGGCUCGACGUCCUCCGCGGACCGAGACGCCCUGUGCCAGCAGUUCCAGCUGUCGGAGAGGCACACCGUGGCAGUGCUGUCCAUCACGGCCGCCAACAUGGGCCUCACCUUCUCCUCGGCUGACCUGGUGGUGUUCGCAGAACUGUUCUGGAACCCAGGGGUGCUGAUCCAGGCUGAGGACCGGGUGCACCGCAUCGGACAGACCAACUCCGUGGGCAUUCACUACCUCGUGGCAAAAGGCACUGCUGAUGACUACCUCUGGCCCCUGAUUCAAGAGAAGAUUAAAGUUCUGGGGGCAGCUGGGCUUUCUGAGACCAACUUCUCAGAAAUGACAGAAGACACCGAUUACUUCCACAAGGACCCCAAGCAGCAAAAGAUCUACGACCUAUUCCAGAAGUCCUUCGAGGAAGAUGGGAGUGAUACCGAGCUGCUAGAGGCAGCAGAGUCCUUUGACCCCGGUUCCCUGGACACAGGAGACACCCUGGAUGAAGGCGCACUGACCGACAGUCCACCCAAGAAGAGGAGAUUUGAUUUUUUUGAUAGCUGGGACAGUUUUACCUCUCCUUUGUGAGAGAACCAACAACAAAAAUUAAAAAUCAUGGAAUUCAUUAAAAUAAGGUCUUUGUUUUUGA